Molecule: messenger RNA, 1599 nt
Organism: Oncorhynchus keta (chum salmon)
Lineage: Eukaryota; Metazoa; Chordata; Actinopteri; Salmoniformes; Salmonidae
Gene: tubb4ba
Product: beta-tubulin family protein
Exons: 4
Coding region: 112-1449 (445 amino acids)
Biological process (GO): microtubule cytoskeleton organization; mitotic cell cycle
Cellular component (GO): cytoplasm; microtubule
Molecular function (GO): GTPase activity; GTP binding; structural constituent of cytoskeleton
Source: RefSeq, a predicted model, not a curated record
UCAGUCCUCCGAUUUUGAAUCGCGUAUACUUCUUUCUUGUUUCAGAGUGUAUCCGACAGCGGCAGUUAUACUUCACCUGUUUAACAAAAUAUAAAAAAACAUUCACUCAAAAUGAGGGAAAUUGUGCAUUUGCAGGCUGGUCAGUGCGGCAACCAAAUUGGAGCAAAGUUCUGGGAAGUGAUUAGUGACGAACAUGGCAUCGACCCCACUGGCACAUACCAUGGGGACAGUGACCUUCAGCUGGAGAGAAUUAAUGUGUAUUACAAUGAAGCCACGGGAGGCAAGUAUGUCCCCCGUGCGGUGUUAGUGGACUUGGAGCCUGGUACAAUGGACUCUGUGAGGUCGGGUCCCUUUGGACAGAUCUUCCGACCAGACAACUUCGUCUUCGGCCAAAGUGGAGCUGGAAACAACUGGGCCAAGGGCCACUACACAGAGGGAGCAGAGCUGGUGGACUCUGUUUUGGAUGUGGUGAGGAAAGAGGCAGAGAGCUGUGACUGUUUACAGGGUUUCCAGCUCACCCACUCCCUGGGCGGGGGCACAGGUUCGGGCAUGGGCACCCUGCUCAUCAGCAAAAUCCGUGAGGAGUACCCCGAUCGUAUCAUGAACACGUUCAGUGUAGUGCCCUCGCCCAAAGUAUCAGACACUGUGGUGGAGCCCUACAAUGCCACCCUGUCAGUCCACCAGCUAGUAGAGAACACAGACGAGACCUACUGUAUUGACAACGAGGCUCUGUAUGACAUCUGCUUCCGUACCCUUAAACUUACCACGCCCACCUAUGGCGACCUCAACCACCUGGUGUCAGCCACCAUGAGCGGGGUCACCACUUGCUUGCGCUUCCCUGGCCAGCUCAACGCUGACCUCCGUAAACUGGCUGUCAACAUGGUGCCCUUCCCCCGUCUCCACUUCUUCAUGCCGGGCUUCGCCCCCCUGACCAGCAGGGGGAGCCAGCAGUACAGGGCCCUCACUGUGCCCGAGCUCACCCAGCAGAUGUUCGAUGCCAAGAACAUGAUGGCGGCUUGCGACCCACGUCACGGCCGUUACCUCACCGUAGCUGCAGUGUUCAGGGGCCGCAUGUCCAUGAAGGAGGUGGAUGAGCAGAUGCUGAACGUCCAGAACAAGAACAGCAGCUACUUUGUCGAAUGGAUCCCCAACAACGUCAAGACCGCUGUCUGCGACAUUCCUCCACGCGGCCUCAAGAUGGCCGCCACCUUCAUCGGCAACAGCACGGCCAUCCAGGAGCUGUUUAAGCGCAUCUCCGAGCAGUUCACCGCCAUGUUCCGUCGUAAGGCCUUCCUCCAUUGGUACACCGGGGAGGGUAUGGACGAGAUGGAGUUCACUGAGGCUGAGAGCAACAUGAACGACCUGGUGUCUGAGUACCAGCAGUACCAGGACGCCACCGCCGAGGAGGAGGGAGAGUUUGAGGAGGAAGGAGAGGAGGAGCUGGCGUAGAGAUGUGUCAUGUGUACUUACUUCACAUGCCUUAGUGACAUUUUUCAGUGUCCUGUUUGUCUUGUCUGUCCCUUUUCACGGUGGCCUUCUCAAGCUGUCAAAUUCCAACUUUUGAACCAAAUCUCUAUUAAAGGCAUAACUUUGAUAGCA